This is a messenger RNA of Rangifer tarandus platyrhynchus (Svalbard reindeer), 933 nucleotides long. Lineage: Eukaryota; Metazoa; Chordata; Mammalia; Artiodactyla; Cervidae. The record is from the annotation of a GenBank genome assembly.
AUGGGAAACCAAACAUCAGUGAUAGAGUUCAUCCUUCUUGGACUGACAAAGGACCCCGAAUUGAAGAUUGUGCUAUUUAUCUUCCUGCUUCUCACUUAUUUGUUAAGCAUUUCAGGCAACUUGACUAUCAUCACCCUCACUUUGCUUGAUUCUCAUCUCAAGACUCCUGUGUAUUUCUUUCUUCGAAAUUUUUCCUUCUUAGAAAUUUCCUAUACAACAGUUUGCAUUCCAAAACUGCUUGUUAGCAUGGCAACGGGUGACAAAACCAUCACCUAUAACUGUUGUGCAGCUCAGUUGUUUUUUGCCUUCCUUCUUGGUGCAUCUGAAUUUUAUCUCCUGGCUGCCAUGUCCUAUGAUCGUUAUGUUGCCAUCUGUAAGCCCUUGCAUUAUACAACCAUCAUGAGCAACAAAAUCUGUAUCCAGCUAGUCCUUAGCUCUUGGAUGGCUGGUUUCCUCAUCAUUUUUCCAGGACUCAUUUUAGGCUUAACCUUGGAUUUCUGUAACUCCAAUGUCAUUGAUCAUUUCUACUGUGACUCUGCUCCUCUCCUGCAAAUCUCCUGCACAGAUACACAUUUGUUUGAGAUGCUGAGUUUCAUCCUAGCCCUGAUGACUCUACUGAUCACUUUGGUGUUAGUGAUUCUAUCAUACACAUAUAUUGCCCUGACGAUUUUAAAAAUUCCUUCCGCCAAACAGAGAAAAAAGGCUUUUUCCACUUGUUCUUCUCACAUGAUUGUCGUCUCCCUCUCAUACGGCAGCUGCAUCUUUAUGUACGUGAAACCUUCCCAAAGUGUGUCUUUAAAUAAAGGGAUAGCUCUGCUCAGUACUUCUGUUACCCCCAUGUUAAAUCCUUUUAUUUAUACACCGAGAAACAGACAAGUGAAAUAUGCUUUUAAGCUCAUGAUCAAAAAGAUUGAGGUUUUCUCAAUGAAGUGA